Messenger RNA from Laccaria bicolor S238N-H82, 1242 nucleotides. RefSeq lists its product as uncharacterized. The annotation marks the transcript as partial. The record is from RefSeq and is a predicted model, not a curated record. NCBI's taxonomy places the organism in Eukaryota, Fungi, Basidiomycota, Agaricomycetes, Agaricales, Hydnangiaceae. The transcript has 8 exons.
UUCAACGUUCAACGUUCGACGUUGGCGUCUUCCAUGGCCUCCUCCAAAGGCCGUAAUUGGCCUAUCACAAAACGAAAGUCCAAGUUCUUACCUUCAAGCUCCCCAAUUCUUAAACUGGAAGCGAACCUUGUCAAUGAUUGGCGCUUCCGGAUCAUUCGGAGUUCUUUCCAGACAACAGGGACCGGGGGCACUUACACAUCCGUCGGGUCGCUCAACAUCCCGACCACUGGUAGCGAGCCACCCAGUGUGAUCGUGGCUCCGAGUCGACGUCCCAGGAAUCGCGUCAACACCCAAAAUGAUAUCUCUCCUUCGGGUCAACGGGCUUCAGUGCAAUUGCAAGGGUUGCGACAGCCCGCCCAACAUGCAAUAUGGGGAUCUCGAGUCAAUCAAAACGACGCAGAUCUGGCAAUCUACUCCGCAGACAAUGUUAUCUUUCGCAUUCACAGCAAGAAUCUGGAGGUGAACACAGGCGCUUUCCCUCCUUUUGGAUCGUUCCCAUCGGAUGAAGCUGUUCAUCUGUCUGAGAGCGGAACAACUCUUGAACUCCUCUUUCAGUUCAUAUAUCCUGAGCGCCACCCCACAUUAGAGCAGUUGGGCUUCGCAGAGCUUUCCCAACUGUCUGAGGCUGUCGAAAAGUAUGAGGUAUUUCCAGCGAUGUUUGUUUGUCAUUAUCGAAUGGGGAAAUUUUUAUCCACAAACCCUCUGGAGCUUAUGAUUUACGCAGGCCGCCACUUUUAUGAAGACUAUCUGGACGAUGCUGCGCCCCGUCUCAUGGGAGGUGACCUUAAAGACGCUACACGCCGAAUGCCGGAACCUGUGUACGAUGCUUGGUGUCGAUACUAUGAGCUGUGGGAGCAAGUUCAUCAAAAAGUUCUCAAUUUCAACAUCAUCGAUGAGCCACAGUGCUAUUGUUCCAAGGGACUGUCACGUCGUCUUCUUCGUGAAUUGGGAACAGGGCUGAAGGCAAUGAGUGAGCUUGACCGAGUGUUUGCGAUUGAUAGAGAAGGGUGCGGGCAAUGCGUCCUUGCUUGUGAUAUUUGGGAGGAAGAUGCAAAGGAUCUUGUGGCUAAAAUACCGCGAUUUUCCACGUUGUUCAAAUGGUGCCCUACCAUGAGGAUAGGCAUGAUGCAGGACAACGAGGUAUCUCACGCCGAGGCCUCAGUCGAUGGUUCAAUACAUCUAAGUGUCCUCGAGCUCACAACGAGAAACCAACACGAAAAGGACGAGGAAGGCCUGGCAUAG